Molecule: messenger RNA, 4889 nt
Organism: Pelobates fuscus (common spadefoot toad)
Lineage: Eukaryota; Metazoa; Chordata; Amphibia; Anura; Pelobatidae
Gene: PXDN
Product: peroxidasin
Exons: 23
Coding region: 137-4534 (1465 amino acids)
Biological process (GO): response to oxidative stress
Molecular function (GO): protein binding; heme binding; peroxidase activity
Source: RefSeq, a predicted model, not a curated record
CUGUGUGGGCGAGGGGAGGACGUUCAGUAGCUGCCUCCCAGUAUCCUUAAUCCCCCUUUCUUUUUUAUUUUAUAUAGAAAAAUUCUAUAUAUGCAUUAUUUUCUUUCUGCCCCCUCUUAGUGUGCCCUGUGUCAGUAUGGCUCCCAGGAUCGCAGGAUCUCCUUUCUACAUGUGGCAUUUAUUUGCAGGGGUACUUUUGCUCUCCCUCCCCCAGCAGGCGAGCUCUUGCCCCAGUCGUUGCCUGUGCUUUCGCACCACUGUGAGAUGCAUGCAUUUGAUGUUGGAGAAUGUGCCCACUGUGUCCCCCCAGACAACUAUCCUGGAUUUGCGAUUUAAUAGAAUUAAGGACAUUCAGCCUGGAGCUUUUAGAAACUUAAAGAAUUUGAACACUCUGUUAUUAAACAACAAUCAAAUUAAAAGGAUACCAAGCGGUGCAUUUCAAGACCUCGAUAACCUCAAAUAUCUCUAUUUGUACAAGAAUGAAAUCCAAUCCAUUGACAGGCAAGCUUUUAAAGGACUUGCCUCUCUAGAACAACUGUACCUUCAUUUUAACCAUAUUGACACAUUGGAACCAGAAUCAUUUCAUCACCUUCCCAAGCUUGAAAGACUAUUUCUACAUAACAAUCGAAUAACCCACUUGGUACCUGGCACUUUUAGUCAGUUGGAAUCUAUGAAAAGGCUUCGAUUGGACUCAAAUGCACUUCACUGUGACUGUGAGAUGCUUUGGCUGGCCGAUCUGCUGAAGAUCUAUUCUGAAUCUGGAAAUGCCCAGGCUGCAGCUACCUGUGAAUAUCCACGCAGACUUCAUGGAAGAUCGCUGUCCACUAUCACACCAGCUGAGCUUAACUGUGAGAGGCCAAGGAUUACAUCAGAGCCACAAGAUGUGGAUGUUACCUUUGGGAACACUGUGUACUUUACGUGCAGGGCUGAAGGCAAUCCCAAACCAGAAAUCAUAUGGCUUCGAAACAAAAAUGAGUUGAGUAUGAAAGAUGAUUCAAGACUAAAUCUCUUAGAAGAUGGAACAUUGAUGAUUCAGAACACUCAAGAGACUGAUCAGGGAGUUUACCAGUGCAUGGCAAAAAAUAUUGCUGGGGAAGUGAAAACACAUGAAGUGACUCUCCGAUACUAUGGAACCCCAGCUCGGCCCAGUUUUGUAAUUCAGCCCCAAAACACAGAAGUGUUGGUUGGUGAAAGCGUAACUUUGGAAUGCAGUGCUGCAGGUCAACCCCAUCCGCGCAUCACAUGGACAAGAGGAGACAGAUCCCCAUUGCCAAAUGACCCUCGUAUCACUAUUACCCCAUCAGGUGGCCUGUAUAUUCAAAAUGUUAACCAAGAGGAUGGAGGAGAAUACACAUGUUUUGCAACAAACAGUGUUGACACCAUUCACUCAACGGGUUUUAUUAUUGUCCAAUCUGUCCCACAAUUUACAGUCAUUCCACAAGAUCGGAAUGUUUUUGAAGGCCACACAGUUGAUUUCCAUUGUGAAGCUCAAGGUAACCCUCAGCCGGUUAUUGCCUGGACUAAAGGAGGGAACCAGCUGUCUGUCGACAGAAGACAUCAAAUUUUGUCAACAGGGACACUGAGGAUAUUGCGCGUUGCUUUGCAUGACCAAGGCCAGUAUGAAUGCCAAGCUGUAAACAUUGUGGGAUCCAAAAGUACAGAAGCACAACUUAUAGUUCAAGCCAGAGUGACCCCUGUGUUUGCUACUGUACCCAGUGAUAUGACCGCAGAAGUUGGCACCACUGUCCAGAUUCCUUGUAGUUCUCAGGGAGACCCUUUGCCCGUGAUAACAUGGAACAAGGAUGGAAUACAAGUGACAGAAAGUGGAAAGUUUCACAUAAGCCCAAAUGGAUAUUUAGCUAUUCGUGAUGUUGGACCAGUUGAUCAAGGACGAUAUGAAUGUGUUGCUCGAAAUACGAUUGGCUACUCUGCAGCAAGUAUGGUCCUAACAGUAUUGGUCCCUGAAGUCAGCCGCACUGGAGACCCCUUUGUUGCAACCUCAAUUAUUGAGGCUAUUGCAACUGUCGACAGAGCAAUUAACUCGACUAGAUCACAUUUGUUUGACAGUCGCCCUCGUACUCCAAAUGACUUGCUGGCCCUGUUCCGAUAUCCACGAGAUCCUUACACAGUAGAACAAGCUAGAGCAGGAGAAAUAUUUGAAAGAACAUUGCAAUUAAUUCAAGAUCACGUGCAGAAUGGCUUGAUGUUCGACCUAAAUGGAACAAGUUACCACUACAAUGACCUGGUGUCUCCGCAGUACUUAAAUCUGAUCGCAAACCUCUCUGGUUGCAGUGCUCAUAGACGAAUCAAUAAUUGUUCCAAUAUGUGCUUCCACCAAAAAUACAGGACACAUGAUGGUACCUGCAAUAACCUACAGCAUCCAAUGUGGGGAGCAUCCUUGACAGCUUUUGAGCGGUUGUUGAAAUCAGUCUAUGAUAAUGGAUUUAAUUUACCAAGAGGCUUAAGACCUGAAAGACUUUAUAAUGGGUUUCCACUUCCUUUUCCUCGUUCAGUUUCAACAAAUGUGAUAGGAACUCAGACAAUAACACCAGAUGAACAAUACACUCACAUGUUAAUGCAGUGGGGUCAGUUUCUUGACCAUGACCUUGACUCUACAGUUGUUGCUCUUAGCCAGGCUAGAUUUUCUGAUGGUCAAGAUUGUAGUUCUGUCUGCACAAAUGAUGCUCCUUGCUUCCCUGUUUUAGUUCCACCAAAUGAUCCACGGGUCAGGAACAAUGCACGUUGUAUGUUUUUUGUACGUUCAAGCCCUGUGUGCGGCAGUGGCAUGACCUCUCUUCUUAUGAACUCUGUAUACCCCCGAGAACAAAUGAACCAGUUGACAUCAUACAUAGAUGCAUCUAAUGUGUAUGGAAGUUCAGAUCAUGGUGCUGAGGAAGUCAGAGACUCAGCAAGCCACAGGGGCCUUUUAAAACAAGGCAUUGUCCAAAGAUCUGGAAAACCUCUUCUCCCUUUUGCCACUGGGCCUCCUACUGAGUGUAUGAAGGAUGAAAAUGAAAGUCCUAUACCGUGCUUUUUGGCUGGUGACCACCGUGCUAAUGAGCAGUUAGGUUUAACAAGUAUGCAUACAUUGUGGUUCAGGGAACAUAAUAGAAUUGCUACUGAAUUGUUGAAGCUUAAUCCUCAUUGGGAUGGAGAUACAAUUUAUCAUGAAUCUCGCAAAAUAGUUGGUGCUGAAAUGCAACAUAUAACAUACAAUCAUUGGUUGCCAAAAAUCCUAGGAGAAUUUGGCUUGAAAAUGCUUGGAGAAUAUCAAGGCUAUGAUCCCAAUGUAAAUGCUGGCAUACUUAAUGAAUUUGCAACAGCUGCCUUUAGAUUUGGCCACACACUUAUAAACCCUAUCCUGUAUCGACUAGAUGAAAAUUUUGAACCUAUUCCACAAGGACAUUUACCUCUUCACAGAGCCUUCUUUUCUCCAUAUAGAAUUGUAAAUGAAGGUGGUAUUGAUCCUCUUCUUAGAGGACUUAUUGGAGUUGCUGGAAAAAUGCGAGUUCCAUCUCAGUUAUUAAACACAGAACUAACAGAGAAGCUCUUCUCGAUGGCACAUACAGUUGCCUUGGACCUGGCUGCAAUUAAUAUUCAAAGAGGUCGUGAUCACGGGAUACCUCCAUAUCAUGAUUUUAGAGUCUUCUGCAAUCUUUCAUCUGUUAACACGUUUGAUGAUCUGAGAAAUGAAAUCAAGAAUCCAGAUGUUAGAGAGAAAUUAAAAAGAUUGUAUGGCUCACCUCUUAAUAUAGAUUUAUUCCCUGCUCUCAUGGCAGAAGACAUCAUUCCAGGAAGUAGGCUCGGACCGACACUGAUGUGCCUUCUGACUACACAAUUUAGAAAUAUUAGGAACGGAGACAGGUUGUGGUUUGAAAACCCAGGCGUGUUCUCUCCUGCUCAGCUGACACAGAUAAAGCAGACCUCUCUGGCCAGAAUACUGUGUGACAAUAGUGACAACAUUACCAAAGUACAACCAGAUGUCUUCAGGGUAGCAGAGUUCCCACAUGGCUACACCAGCUGUAAAAACAUUGCAAAGCUAGACCUAAGACUGUGGCAGGAUUGCUGUGAAGACUGCAGAACAAGAGGUCAGUUUAGUGCAUUUUCAAGCCAUUUCAGAGGAAAGCGCUCUGCGGAACACAGUUACAGUGAGGAAAAGCCCCAGAACACAGAGGAGACAGAUGGAAUAUCAAGCUCAUCAAACACUACUUUGAAUGCCGAGCAGCCUAAAAACCUCCCACCAGUAAAUGAUUUCAAAGAUUUUGUUGUGGAUAUGCAAAAGACUAUUACAAGUCUUAGAAAACAGAUCAAAAAGCUUGAAUCACGUUUAAGUAACACAGAUUGCACUGAUGAAACUGGAAGAUUACACUCGACCAAUGAAAAAUGGAAACAAGAUUCUUGUACAAAGUGUGAAUGUAAUAAUGGUCAUAUCACAUGUUUUGUUGAAUCCUGCCCGCCGGUAGAGUGCUUGACCCUAGUGAAAAGGGAAGGAGUUUGCUGUCCGGCCUGCACAGACAAGGUGCCGAAAACAUAAUACUCUGGGAUGAACUCUUAAUGAAUUUUGACAGCUACAGUCACUACAAGCAAGGGUCAUGUCAAUAAAGAACAAAUGUAUACCGUGAUUCAAAACCAGAUACCACUGUAUUAUCAUAGCAUUGCUUAUCGUUUCUGUUUUAAAAUUUAGACACAGCAUGGUCUCUUUGAAAGGGAAGUAUAAAAAAACAAUGACAGGAUAUUGAGAUUUAUGUCAGCCAUAUUUUAUUGGUGUAAAUGCAUCUCAGGUUAGAGAAACAAACUAGUGCUAAAAAACAUGUCAUAUUUUUCUGUUAUGACAACCCAGUGAAAUUAGGCAUUGUAAUGACCUGUGCUUCUACCAUAUUUUGUUUUCU